Messenger RNA from Cuscuta campestris, 787 nucleotides. NCBI's taxonomy places the organism in Eukaryota, Viridiplantae, Streptophyta, Magnoliopsida, Solanales, Convolvulaceae. The record is from the annotation of a GenBank genome assembly.
UUGAACUCCAUAAAGUUAAACUGGGACUUUUUUUGGGGACGAAAAAUGGAGUAUAUGCAUCCACUUGUACUAAAGCAAUUUUCCACAAAAAUUACUUUCGGUUAAGGCUAGUUUUCUCGGCAAAUUAUACUAUACAACCGGCUGUACCCAAAAUUGGGUACAGCCGGUAAAUCAAAGAAGAAAUGGCGUCUAUAGGAGGAGCUAGUCGGGUCGGGUCGGAGGAAGGAAGCUGCGUCGAAGGAGCUGCGUCAGAUCUGGAGGAAGAAAGAUGGCCGCCAGAUGGGAGACGUCUAUGGAAGGGAGAUGUGCACCGUCGAUGGAGGAAGCUGUUGAUAGGCCGGAGGAUAGAUGGCCGCCAGAUGGGAGACGUUGUGGAGGAGUCGAUCGAUCUGAUCGGAGCCGAUGGUUGCAGGGUUAUCUCGAAUUGUAUGGGUGAUCUGUAAUUUGGAUGAAUAUUAAUAUGAAGAAAUUUGUUUUUUAUUACUAGUACUUAAUACUUUAUUGUCAUCAUCGAUCUAAAAUCUAAAAGUAGGGAGGACAGCAGGAUUUAUUUACAGCAUUAAAAAAACAACCAUUCUUCUUUUAACAGUAAUUAUAUCCCACUAAAAAUAUCCCACAAACUAACGGACCAUCUCCGGGAACACUCUGACAACAUAUGAAUGGAUGGUAAACAGCCCAACAAGAAAGAAAGGAUUUGAGGAAUAAGAAUGAAUAAUACCUGCCUGGCCUGGGUGGAUGUGGAAGCGGCCGAUUAGGUAGGUGAUCAGAAGAAAUGAUUCUAGCGGCU